Messenger RNA from Uranotaenia lowii, 680 nucleotides. It is a transcript of the gene Ctr1B, whose product is annotated as high affinity copper uptake protein 1. Gene Ontology annotation, molecular function: copper ion transmembrane transporter activity. The record is from RefSeq and is a predicted model, not a curated record. The transcript has 4 exons. NCBI's taxonomy places the organism in Eukaryota, Metazoa, Arthropoda, Insecta, Diptera, Culicidae. Gene Ontology annotation, cellular component: membrane. The coding region runs from base 5 to 436 and encodes 143 amino acids. Gene Ontology annotation, biological process: copper ion transmembrane transport.
UGACAUGGAAAUGUUGUGCCCGAUGCAAAUGUCCUUCCAUGGAGGUUCGUGUGAGAUCAUUCUAUUUCCGUCGUGGGCUACCACAACGGUUGGAAAAUUUGUGGCCGCAUGGUUUGUGUUCUUUGCGAUGGCGCUGCUCUACGAAGGGCUCAAAUUUUAUCGGGAGAUCAUCAGCCAAAGGCAACGGAAGGCGUCCGGAGCCAAGCUGGAGGUUUCCGCUGCACCUGGAAUGUGGCACUUCAUGAAAAGCCCGCUGCACAUCAUCCAAUCGUUGCUGCACCUGAUCCAGGUUUCGGUUUCCUACAUCCUGAUGUUGAUUGUAAUGACCUUUAAUCUGUGGCUGUGUUUGGCUGUCGUUUCCGGUGCCGCCGUCGGAUACUACAUCUUUGGCUGGAUCCGCGAAAGUACUCACGAUCCGAACGAGUGCUGCAACUGAAUUUGCUUUUCGAUGUGGCUGUAAAUAGUUUACGAUUAUUUUUAGGGUUAGAAAAUCGUUACGACUGAACCAAAAAAAAAAAUUGGUUCCGAAGGUCGUAAUUUGAGAUGAAACCUCCACUUUUCCGUAGUAUAAGGAACAGAGCUUUACCAAAAACUUUCAGUGUUGUACAGUGUAGGUAGUUAGAAUAUAAAAUUGAGUAGAACUGUAAGUUAUUUUUAAAAUUGAAAAAAAAAAAUUAGAU